GGAUGCCAGAGAGAAAUCUAGUUCUUUGUAACACGCUUAGCGCCAGAGUGGAGACUUCAGCUGCGUCUUGAGCAUAAUUUCAGAGAACACGCUUGGCUCAUGCAUGUUCCGUUCACAAUUUGCACACUUCUUGGCUUCGGCUUUAGUCAGCAACUAAAUGGCGGUAACCUAUUAUUCAAAACCAACUCAUUUAAAAUAUCAGAGUAAUUUAGACCGCAGAACAAGGUGGGGAAAUAUUCCUCAAUUCCUUCGGUAGCUUGCUUUCUUCUGCUCUGAAUUCUCCUAAACAAUAGUAAAUUUGCAGGAGGGGACACCCUUUCUGUCCAGCCAGCCUACCUUAUGUUCCGGGAUCCUGCAGAAAUCUUGGGUUAUCUCGCCAUAUAUUACUGUAAAUAAAUGAAAUGGAAAAUGCUGAAUCAUGAAACUGAUGUAAUAGGAAAUUCACAGAAUACUAAAAAGAAAAAAAAAUGAGCAGUGUCAUUGUCCAGAAUUAUUUUCAUUUAUGUGGCAUUGUCAUUAUUCGGAGACUUUUCUUUUUGGAGGAUAAGACUGCUUAAGAACUGGCAGGAAUUAGAAUUUGAUUCCAGAGAAACUUGCCACCCAGCCCAAGUUUCUUUUGAUACUCUUUUACUUCUUGGAUGUUUCACUCCCUGAAGCAAGAGGAUGUAAGGAUGAAAGUUGUAAUUCUGCUUUAGUAUCUACCUGUUGAGCAGCCCAUGUUUUCCCUCAUAUUAUAAAAUAAGCCAGUACCAGGUUUUGUGGUUGGCUUUAGUUCAUGUUUUUAUAAGAAGUUGUCAGUUGACAUGAAUGAUUUUUUUUUCACCCAGGAGAUAUUAUUAUUUAAUAUUUAUGCCACAGGGUUAUAGCACACAGGCUCAUAAAUAAAACUGCCAUAACAAAUGACAGGGUUUCAGUUUAAACGGAUGAUUCCUGUCCAUAAUGCCCUGCUUACCCACAGAGGCAGAAAUGAUGUAGUAGAGCAGUGUGUGGAACAUUAGUGUCCGAGUGAUCAGGAAAGUUCCACGUGGAAAUCCCAAGACCUGGCAAGGAGAGACUGCUUCUUGACAGUUACAAGGAAUCAAAAAAAGACAAGAGCAAUAAAAGCCUAAGUGGUCCACAGGAACAGAGACAGAUGAUGGAGCAAGUGUAAAAGUUCUCUGGACCAAGGGGGAUUUGACAGAACCCAUCACAGAGAGGAGAAAAAUGAUGUUAUGAACAGACUAUGAUGAGUUAGUGAAGUGGUAAGGUAGGGCUCCAAAAAGAAAGAUUAUAGAAAAUACUGUAAGGUGGAAAAUAACUGGAGCAUGGAUGAAUGUCUUGGCAGACAAAGAAGGAAUGAAUUUUGGAAUUAUCUUGGAAAGGGAAAUGUCAGUGCUUCCUGACUGUCUGUGCUUCCUUCAGAUGAGCUUCAGAUAUGUUGCUGUGAAAGAAAAAUGAUUUGAAUAAACAAGAAAGCCAUUUUGCAAUUGAAUGAGAAAGUUUUGCAAAACCCAGAGAAGCAAAAGUGUGACUUGGAAGGUGGGCUUAACCUUUUGUUUUAAAGGUCUAGCCUUUGGCUAGAGAUUUUGCUCUAGAGGUUUGUACUACCAGAGAAACUGGUGAAAGGUAACCCUUCUUGACCUUGGAGAAAUUCAAUUGCAAAUUGGGGAAAAUGUAAAACAGCUGCAUGAAAAACAUGAAACAACUGAGAAAAUGCAUAAUUGUGUGCAUCUUGUAUAUCUAGGGAUACUUCCUAGAGAAAGUGAUUGGUCAGGACAGAGAGGUGGACAGGUGGAGGGUAGAGAGCAGAAUAGCUAAGCAGAACCUCAGAAAUAUGUAGACACUGGAGGAAGAAAGCUAUCCCGUAAUUUGGAAACCUAAAUAAUAAUAAUAAUAUUACCACUACUAGUAGUUUGCAUUGUGAUAGGUUAUUUAUAUGCAUUAUCCAAAAUUAAUCUUAACAAUAACCUUGUGGGGUAGGAACUAGUAUGAUCCCUAUUUAGAUGAGUUAACUAGGGCUCAGAGAGAUCAUGUUAGUUGCCCUGGGACACACAGGUGGUCCAAGGUGGAAACCCAAGUCUGUCUCCUUUCAGAGCCCCAGUUCUAGCCAUUGGCUUCUAGCUUAUUGUCUUCUGGAUUUUGCUGCUUGUAACCCAUUCCCCUCAUUCAUGGAUGUAUGGCCCAUUAGCAAAGUCCUCAAAAUUAGCAGCUACUGUGAAAUGGGCCAGGAUGUGAGGUCAUGUCUAAAGUAGCUUAAAAUAUACAAAGCAGGAAGCCCAGCCACAGAGUAGAAGCAGAAUGCUAAAGAGAGGGAGAAAAAAAAAGGGAAAGUCAGGAGAUAUUUGCCAUCACAGUGGAGAGGUAAAGGAUGGAGUCCUUGUACAGUCCAGAGGCAGCUGGCCCACUUCAGCCAUUGAGACUGUAUAAACAUGUGUCCACGAGUAUAGCCAAAUGUGCCUUGGAGUGUAUUCCAAAGACAAACUGUCGGUGGUCUGGGGACCGAUUCCUCUUUUGUGUCAUCCUUACCUACGUGCUUGUUCACAAGGGCUGAAGGUUCAGAGUGGGUUUCUAAACAGAUGCCUUUAAGCUCCUGCCCUCCUGGGGGACAUGCUUCCUGGAGCCAGGGUCCUGAGGUGAUGGGCACAUUCGUCUUCCACUGGCUGGGGCAGAAUUACCUUCAGGAGCAGCCCAAGAACAGUACUGUGACUGUAGCUAGGAUACUGCCAAAGCAUGAAUAAUUGUGACGAGGCCUGAAAGAUAAGUCACGGAACGAUGCCAAGCAGAUUUCUGAAAAGAUGAUCCCUGGUUCCAGCAGCUGCCAAAAACAUUCUGAGGUCGCCGAAGGUCAAGAUGCAGAGAGCCUCCUCAGAGAGGAUGGGGACCUUGAAAACAAAAGAAUGUUGUACCGUCUUUGGGCAGGCAGACUUCCCUGACAACGUCGGUGAUACCCAGAGCGGAGCAAAGUGUGGCUUACAAAGACUUUAUUUAUUUCACCAUCUUCGAAGGGAAUGUUCGCAAUGUGUCUGAAGUCUCGGUGGAGUAUUUAUGCUCUCAGCCUUGUGUUGUCAAUUUGGAAGCAGUUGUUUCAUCUGAGUUCAGAAGUAGCAUUCCCGUGUACAAAAAAAGGUGGAAGAAUGAGAAACAUCUUCACACCAGCAGAACACAAAUCGUACAUGUGAAAUUCCCGAGCAUCAUGGUUUACAGAGAUGAUUAUUUCAUCAGACACUCCAUUUCAGUAUCUGUGGUGAUACUACGCGCCUGGAUUACUCACCAAUACAGCAGUGGGGACUUGAAUGUUAAAUGGGAGGAAAAUUUGCUACAUGCUGUAGCAAAGAAUUACACGCUGUUGAAGACUGUCCCGCCUUUUGAACGCCCUUUCAAAGAUCAUCAAGUGUGCCUUGAGUGGAACAUGGAUUAUAUUUGGAACCUUCGAGCAAACAAGAUCCCGCAGUGUCCUCUCGAGAAUGAUGUGGUUACCCUCCUGGGAUUUCUCUAUGCCUCCAGUGGAGAAAACACAGGCAUUGUGAAGAAGUUCCUGAGAUUUCAGAAUCGAGAGCUGGAGGCCACUCGACGCCAGCGGAUAGAUUACCCAGUGUUUACUGUUUCAUUGUGGCUUUAUUUACUCCAUUAUUGCAAGGCUAAUCUCUGUGGGAUUCUGUACUUUGUUGAUUCUAAUGAGAUGUACGGCACACCUUCUAUAUUUCUUACUGAAGAGGGCUACUUGCAUAUUCAAAUGCAUCUUGUCAAAGGAGAAGAUCUUGCCGUAAAAACGAAAUUCACCAUACCUUUGAAGGAGUGGUUUCGCCUGGAUAUCUCUUUUAAUGGCGGCCAGAUAGUAGUAACCACCAGCAGUGGGCAGGAUUUGAAAGACUACCAUAAUCAGACAAUUAGUUUCCGUGAGGAUUUCCAUUAUAAUGACACCUCUGGGUACUUCAUUAUUGGAGGGAGCAGGUACGUGGCUGGCAUUGAAGGGUUUUUUGGACCGCUGAAGUACUAUCGCCUCCACGCUCUGCACCCUGCACAGAUUUUCAAUCCCCUCCUUGAGAAGCAACUUUCUGAACAAAUCAAGUUAUAUUACGAAAGGUGUGCAGAAGUUCAAGAAAUAGUGUCUGUGUACACAUCCACGGUGCAGCAGGGCGACAGGAGGCAAGAAGCAUGCAACCUCGGAAAUUCCUACCUGGACCUAAAACGCAGAUAUGGGCGGCCCUCGACAUGCAGAGCCUUCCCCUGGGAGAAAGAGCUGAGAGCCAAGCAUCGAAGCUUGUUCCAGGCUUUGUUGGAGCUGAGUUUGGUGACAGUGCCACGGAACCAAAAUGAAUCUGUAUUAGACUUCGGUGGGCGGAUAUUCGAGAAGGCUGUAAAGAGACUCUCCAGUGUUGAUGGCCUUCACCAAAUUAGCUCCAUCGUCCCUUUUCUGAUGGAUGCCAGCUGCUGUGGAUACCAUAAAGCAUCCUACUACCUCGCAGUCUUUUAUGAAACUGGAUUAACUGUACCUCGGGAUCAGCUGCAGGGCAUGUUGUAUAGUUUGGUUGGAGGCCAGGGCAGUGAGAGACUGUCUUCGAUGAAUCUUGGGUAUAAACAUUACCAGGGUAUUGAUAACUACCCCCUGGACUGGGAGUUGUCCUAUGCCUACUACAGCAACAUUGCCACCAAGACACCCCUUGACCAGCACACGCUACAAGGAGAUCAGGCAUAUGUUGAAACAAUUAGACUAAAAGAUGAUGAAAUACUCAAGGUACAAACCAAAGAAGAUGGAGAUGUCUUUAUGUGGCUGAAGCAUGAAGCUACUCGAGGCAAUGCGGCAGCUCAGCAACGGUUGGCCCAGAUGCUGUUCUGGGGCCAGCAAGGUGUGGCCAAGAACCCGGAAGCGGCUAUCGAGUGGUAUGCCAAGGGUGCCCUGGAGACUGAGGACCCCGCAUUAAUAUACGACUACGCCAUUGUGUUAUUCAAGGGUCAAGGAGUGAAAAAGAACAGACGGCUUGCCUUAGAGCUGAUGAAGAAAGCAGCUUCCAAGGGGUUGCAUCAGGCAGUCAACGGCCUGGGAUGGUAUUACCACAAAUUCAAGAAAAAUUAUGCCAAAGCGGCUAAGUACUGGUUAAAAGCGGAAGAAAUGGGGAACCCAGAUGCCUCAUACAAUCUUGGAGUCCUGUACUUGGAUGGCAUUUUCCCAGGAGCUCCUGGAAGGAAUCAGACAUUAGCCGGUGAAUAUUUCCAUAAGGCUGCACAAGGUGGACACAUGGAAGGAACUUUGUGGUGUUCUCUGUACUAUGUCACGGGCAACCUGGAGACGUUCCCUCGAGAUCCCGAGAAGGCUGUUGUAUGGGCAAAGCACAUAGCUGAGAAAAAUGGCUACUUGGGUCAUGUCAUUCGCAAAGGCCUCAAUGCCUACCUGGAGGGCUCAUGGCACGAAGCUUUGCUGUAUUAUGUUUUAGCAGCAGAAACUGGAAUUGAAGUGUCACAGACAAAUUUAGCACACAUCUGUGAGGAGAGGCCAGACCUGGCCAAGAGAUACUUGGGUGUUAAUUGUGUGUGGAGAUACUAUAAUUUCUCUGUUUUUCAAAUCGAUGCUCCUUCAUUUGCAUAUUUGAAAAUGGGAGAUCUUUACUACUAUGGCCACCAAAACCAGUCACAAGACCUUGAGCUGUCUCUGCAGAUGUACGCCCAAGCAGCGCUGGAUGGAGACUCACAGGGAUAUUUUAACCUGGCCCUGCUAAUAGAGGAAGGUGCUAUAAUCCCACAUCAUAUUCUGGAUUUCUUGGAAAUUGACCCAACAAUCCAUUCUAAUAACAUCUCCAUCCUCCGGGAACUGUAUGAAAGGUGCUGGAGCCGUAGCAAUGAAGAAUCCUUCAGCCCCUGCUCCCUGGCCUGGCUUUACCUUAACCUCCGGCUGAUCUGGGGCACUGUCCUGCACUCUGCGCUGAUCUACUUCCUGGGAACCUUCCUGCUGUCCGUAUUGAUCGCCUGGACUGUGCAAUAUUUCCAGUCUGUCUCAGCCAGCAAUCCCCACCUGACACCAGCCGGGGCCUCCGCAGACCCUACGGCCCCCACUGCAAGUCCAGCUGUGACUCCAGUGGCAGACGCCUCCGCUCAGGACCAGCCCACCGUCAUCAACAGUCCAGAACCACGUGGGUGAACUGUGCAAUCCAGGUCUCUCCAGAUGAGAGAGAAUCCUUUCAGCUACUGGUAUUGGAGAGCUGCGGCGGGGGCAUUAUACACCUUAAAUGUCUUCUCAACUGGAUGCGAAUUUUGCACUCGGUGUCUUUUUUUCUUUUAAAUCAAAGAAAUACCCAGAGCAGACAGUGGUUAUACCAAAGGUUAUCAGACAAAUACCAGGUGCAUCCUGAUCACAGCGGGGUGCUGGGGAGGUUAACUGGGUUAUUCUGGAUGUCCACACCUAAUGAUUGUGUGAAUAGGGAGUCAGAGUUUGCCUUGUGGUGUAUCCAAAUCCUUAUACACUGCGGUGCAUUUUAAGAAUCUUAGCCCCUUGUUCAUUCCAUUUUAUUAAAACAACAGAAAAUUGUGACUUCUCUACCAGUUGGAUAAUGUUUGGUAUGCGUGUUUGCCACUGCCCCGCUCCUCAAAGUCCCAAGGACAGAUUUCCAUUUGACAUCUAAGACCCAGCAUUUCUGAGGCACCUUGAAAUGAAUAGGUUAAGGCUGGAAACACAGGAAGGGCAAUGGCUUUGUAAAUGGGUUUACAUUUUUCUCCUUGAAUUUUUCUAGGGUCGUAAUGCUUCCAAAUCAGUUAAUGACACUGUUGGAUGUCGUUUACUUUUCAAUUGCAAUCCAUAAAAUAACAUUUAGAAAAUUCUUAGUAUUUAAGUGUAGUCUUUUCCAUGAACUACCCAUUAGAAUAGACUGGCAGCAGUGGAAAACGCAGGAGACAAACCUUUAGCUCAUAGUCUCAUUCCCCACCCCUUAUGCCUGCCUGCAUCUGAGUAGGGGUGUGGGGUGUGUGUAUGUGUGUGUGUGUGUGUGUGUCUGAGAGAGAGAGAGAGAGAGAGAGAAGAGAAAGAACCAACUGCCCACACUGUAUGCUGCUAAGGUAGUAAAUAAAUCAGUAAUGCAAUAUUGUGGGUCCAAACUACUCUUUGCACUACUUUAUUUACAGUAGUAAAUAAAAAUUAUUUUUAUACCAUUGACU
Odocoileus virginianus texanus is the source of this 7122-nucleotide messenger RNA. The record is from RefSeq and is a predicted model, not a curated record. Lineage: Eukaryota; Metazoa; Chordata; Mammalia; Artiodactyla; Cervidae.